AUGGGAAAAGUAAGCACAACAUUGUUAUGUUAUACAGUUGUGUGCCUCCUUACCUCUGGAAAAACUACCCCUGGCGAAAACAGGACAUUUUGUGAAUCAAGUGUAAGACAAGCAACUGAAGCAGAGAAAAAUCAGGCUCUUAAAAAGGCAAGGAUAGCAGCAGCUCAAUACAAAUACCAAUAUCCUUUGAUUGAAGUGAUGAGGCCAUCUAGUGUUCGUAGACGAUUUUUCCUGUCGUUUUCUAAGGACUGGAAAAUCAGGCGCAAAUUGAGGAACGAUCAAGAAGUGAUCCUUCGAGUUAAGGAAAAAACUUGGACGUGCACAUUUAGUUUAAGUUCUAACAAUGUUGGACUUUUAAGUGGCUGGAAAUACUUUGUUCCUGAUAAUAAAUUGGAAGAAGAUGAUGUCUGUGUGUUUGUGCCGGUUGGAGAACAGAACAAGACAUUAGUCCUUGAUGUUAUCAUAUUCCGAGCGCGUCCAGAGAUUGAUUAA
This is a messenger RNA of Chenopodium quinoa (quinoa), 492 nucleotides long. RefSeq names its product B3 domain-containing protein REM16-like. Bases 1 to 492 code for a protein of 163 amino acids. The record is from RefSeq and is a predicted model, not a curated record. Gene Ontology annotation, molecular function: DNA binding. The transcript has 3 exons. Lineage: Eukaryota; Viridiplantae; Streptophyta; Magnoliopsida; Caryophyllales; Amaranthaceae.